This is a messenger RNA of Pseudovirgaria hyperparasitica, 885 nucleotides long. RefSeq lists its product as uncharacterized. The coding region runs from base 1 to 885 and encodes 294 amino acids. The transcript is spliced from 2 exons. The record is from RefSeq and is a predicted model, not a curated record. NCBI's taxonomy places the organism in Eukaryota, Fungi, Ascomycota, Dothideomycetes, Acrospermales, Acrospermaceae.
AUGAGCUUGAGCUGGCUGGUGAAUCCACAAGCAGACUCUCUACCUAUUCGAACUGAGUUCCCACCCUUAUUUCGUCUCCAACUCGUUGCGUUUGCGAUUCUAGAGACGGCUGUGAGCAGCAUGUCCAAGUUGAAUGAAACCCCGUCGGUGGACAAGCGCAAGAGAGACGAUAUCAAGUUGGAAGAUGACGACGAUGAGCCAUCAGUGGACCUGUUGAGCUUCUGCCGUCCACUUCCGGGCCAGAUCUUAAAUGUAGCUGCCAACACCAACCAGCUGGUACAAGGAAAGGGGAGUCCGAUUAUGGACCAAGUCGAGAAUAGGAAGCCAACAGCUCCAAUGCUCAUGGGGUCUAGGAGAUUGGAAAUGGAUCGACAGCUAGACUUGCAAAUUCCAGCGAGACGCUUCGAGGCUCACCAUGCUCCUCCUGCGAAGAGGCCAAAACCAAGUCACUGUCCAAGCACCGACGAACCGGCACUGGGCCUGAUGACGGUAUCUACAGCGUAUCUGGAGCGGUCGGAAAAGCGAGAGUUGGAAUUAGAAAGGACGAUCACUGUUUGGAAAACAAAGGCCUCAACACAGACCGAAAUGUUGCGAAUGAUGCAGUGCACCAUCGACCAGCUCCGCACCGAGAAGAAGAAGGUGGAAAUGCAGAGAGAGAAACUCGUGAUGACAGUCAGCCAACACAGGAAAGGAGUGGAGAACGCUCUAGUGGCAGAGCUGAGAAGAGUGAACGCGGAAUUGACGACGCAUUUGUCGGAUGUGAAAAUGGAAUUCAAAGGAGUCAAAGAAAGUUAUGAGGACCAGGCGAAGGAGAUUGCUGGACUGCAAAAGGAUCGCAAGCUUCUUGAAGCGAUAAAGGAGUUGACCAAGGAGGAGGCAGUUUGA